Knipowitschia caucasica is the source of this 2178-nucleotide messenger RNA. NCBI's taxonomy places the organism in Eukaryota, Metazoa, Chordata, Actinopteri, Gobiiformes, Gobiidae. The record is from the annotation of a GenBank genome assembly.
AUGGGGAAAUGGGAGCUGACUAUGAACCCGGUGCAGGAGUGGGGGGAGGAGGUGGAAGACGGGGCUGUGUAUGGAGUGACCCUUCGUCGGGAGCCUGUGCCCUCCUCCUCAGCCUCCUCAGAAUCGUGCUCGGCCUUUGUUCAGUACCGGACGUGCAAAGUUCGCCGUCUGAAGGCCGCCACGCUGAACCAGCUGAUCAGUCACUUGCUGCAGCCCGAGAGCCAGAGCCAGGACGACAGCCGCAUCCUGCUGUCCACCUACCGCACCUUCACCUGCGCCUCCACACUCAUCCAACUCAUCUUCCUCAGAGACAGCGCAGCGGCGGAUUUGGACAAUACAGACAACAGCGGGCCUCUGUUAGCCUUCGUCCAGGCCUGGUUGGACGAGUACAGUGAGGACUUCCGGGAGCCCCCUCUGCACCCGGCUCUGCGGCUGCUGCUGGACCACCUGACCAUCAGUUCCGCCGUGCACGCUCACAUGCACACGCAGCCUAACUUCUGCUCUCUGGCGGGGCAAGCGGAGGAGCUGCUCAAGAGGUUCCAGAGAGAAGAUGCGGAGGCCAAUCUGUGUGCGGCCCGCGCGCUCUCUUACGGUGAAUACGGCUCCAACGAUGAAGACUCUGGAUGCGAAAACUCCCUGGAUCCCGCAGACGUCAUGGAUUUUGCAACUAUUGCUAUCGCAGAACAACUCACUCGACUCGAUGCGGCUCUGUUUGUCAAAGUGGUUCCGUACCAGUGUCUGGGCUGUGUGUGGUCCCAGCGGGAUAAGAAGGAGAACCUGUCAACCACCAUCAGAGCCACCAUCGCGCAGUUUAACGCUGUGACGAACCAGGUCAUGUUGUCCCUGCUCUGCCCUUCUGUGGACGUGAGCUCCGGACGACCCUCCUCCUCCCCAGCACACCGGGCCAGGAUCAUUGAGAAGUGGAUCCGAGUGGCUCAGGAAUGCCGGCGCUUGAAAAACUUCUCGUCUCUCAAAGCCAUCCUCUCGGCUCUCCAGUCCAACGCUGUUUACCGGCUGAGAAAGUCCUGGGCCACAGUAAACCGGGAUAGCAUGGCCUCAUUCGAUAACCUCUGUGAAACCUUCCCAGACGAAAACUGUGUUAUGAGCAAAGAGGAGCUUGUGGAUGGAGGUCAGGCCAGCGUGGAUAGUGUGUCUCCGAAGAUAUCCAGGAGGUGUCCGAUCUCCAGGCAGAUGAGUACGUCUUCCGCAACGGUGCCGUACCUGGGCACUUACCUGUCGGUGCUGACCAUGCUGGACACCGCUCUGCCCGACACUGUGGAGGGCGGCCUGCUAAACUUUGAGAAGAGACGCAGGGAGUUCGAGGUGUUGUCGCAGAUCCAGCAGCUGCAGGCGGCCUGCUCCCUCUACAGCCUCCACCAGCAUCAGCACAUCACUGCAUGGAUGCAGGGACGCAGGCUCCUGACCGACCAGGAGAGCUAUGAUCUCUCCCGACAGCUGGAGCCACCGAUGGACCUCAGCUCUCCUUCUGCCUGGAGCCAUCGCUCCAUCACAAAGAAACUCUCUUUUCUGCGAGCGAUGAGUGAAGGCUCCAAAAAGAUGCCCUCGGAUCAGAUCAGCGUGUCCUCGUCCGGCUCCAGUGGCUCAGAAAUGGAUGAUAUGUUGUCUCCAAACUCCAUCCCUCUGCAGGGUCUCCUGCAGGUGUUCCAGAGCACGUACAGCAGUGAGUCGGACUUCUCCUCCUCCCACUCGCCCACUCCCUCCAGCUCGUCCUGGGACACACUGGACACUCCUCCGGCCUCAGACUGUGGCGGGGCACGUCCCAAGCGUCCGCUGGCCUCACACAAGCGCUCGGUCUCCAUGACGUCGCUGCCCGUCUACAACCGACAAGUGGCCGACUCCUGCAUCAUCCGCAUCACUGUGGACCUGGGCCACAACAACGGCAACAUGUACAAGAGCAUUCUGCUAACAAGCCAAGACAAGAGUGCCCAGGUCAUCCAAAGAGCUCUGGAGAAGCAUCACCUUGAACACAUGGACUAUUCCGAUUUCACAUUAACACAAGUUAUCUCACCGGAAAGAGAGCUGCUUAUACCAGACAAAGCUAACGUCUUCUACGCCAUGUCCACCACGGCCAAUUUUGACUUUAUUUUGCGCAAAUACGAACAAGAUCAGAAGAAACUGCUGAGUGCCACUCGAAGUCUGGGGAGGUACACCAAGUAG